GCCUUAUUCACCGACCUCGUGUGAUACGAGCCGUCAGGUGUCUUAGUAAACAAACAAUCUUUUGUCUCACAAUAUCGCCGUUUCUGAAUCGCAAUCAUGGCGACUACGUUUCCGAAUAUCUACACGCUCCGCAAAGUUGCUGAGACAGCGGCCAAAGCAUGCGAUAUCUGCUACAAGUCGAGCACCUCAGUGCUAAUCACACCUGAUCAAAAGGAUUUCUUCUUUGUUUGCCCGGUUCACCUCAAGGAUCGGUACUUUUGCACGCCAAAGAUUGAUGAGGAGGCUGCGAAGAGGAAGAGGGAGAAGGAGUUAGAGGAGGAGAAGGAGAGGGUUAAGAAAGAGUACGAGGAGAAGCAGAAGAAGAAGAAAGAAAAGGAAGAGAAGAAGGAGAAAGAAAAGGAUAAGGAUAAGAAGGAAAAGGAUGGGGAUAAGGAGAAAGACAAGGAGGAUAAAGAUGAGAAGAAGGAUGAAGACAAGGACAAGGAAGACAAAUCCCCCCCUCCUGAGGAAGAGCCUCGUGUGUUUGAGCUGAAAACGGCCUUUUACCAGCAAAGAUUGUUGAAGAAGCGGCAAGCCGAGGCUGCAAAAGCUGAUCGGGAACGAGCAUCAAAGCCUGGCUAUUUUCCUUCUGUGCCCUCUGAUGCGCCCAGUCGAUAGUAGGAGACGGCGAUGCCGGUGUUGGAGUUUGAAAGGAGGCUUUUGUGCGGCGGCUAUCAUUGACUGUCGUGUUAGGACGGCGAGCUAGGCUAAACUUAACAUGAUCAAAUUUUGAAAGCUCACUAGGCAAGGUGUUGAGGAUUUUGAGCAUACGGCAACUCUCAUAAAGGGUUUGCGAACCUUGGGAAUACUGGGCAAGCCAGCCCGUUUAAGUCAAGGUAAGGAAAGGUACCUAUCAAGCGGAAACGCACUUCAUCCUACCUACUUACCUAGUAGGUAACCUACCCGUCAAUUUAGCUACCUUC
Messenger RNA from Fusarium oxysporum Fo47, 962 nucleotides. RefSeq names its product VPS4-associated protein 1. Gene Ontology annotation, cellular component: endosome. Gene Ontology annotation, biological process: vacuolar transport. The transcript has 4 exons. Lineage: Eukaryota; Fungi; Ascomycota; Sordariomycetes; Hypocreales; Nectriaceae. The coding region runs from base 97 to 657 and encodes 186 amino acids. The record is from RefSeq and is a predicted model, not a curated record.